Molecule: messenger RNA, 831 nt
Organism: Hypanus sabinus (Atlantic stingray)
Lineage: Eukaryota; Metazoa; Chordata; Chondrichthyes; Myliobatiformes; Dasyatidae
Product: probable G-protein coupled receptor 139
Exons: 1
Coding region: 1-831 (276 amino acids)
Biological process (GO): G protein-coupled receptor signaling pathway
Cellular component (GO): membrane
Molecular function (GO): G protein-coupled receptor activity
Source: RefSeq, a predicted model, not a curated record
AUGCUGACGAUUGUUGUCCUGUUCCGAGGAAUGUGCGGUCUUUCUAAAGGAGUCAUUCGUUACCUGAUGGCCAUGGCAGCAGCCGUUCUCCUGGUUGUUAUCGUCGACCUGGUACUGAUGAAUAUUCCGAUUGUUUAUUCGGAAGCGUUUAAUUUCCUGUGGAACAUACGCAUAUGUAAGGUCCACGCCACCCUACUUUACGCAGCCAACGACUGUUCCGUCUGGUUCACCGUCAUGUUCACCUUUGACCGAUUUGUGGCUAUUCGCUGUCAGAAUCUGAAAGCUAAAUACAGCACUGAGAGAAUGGCAGUUGUGUUUCUGGGGACUGUGACCGCGCUGAGCUGCUUCAAAAACGUUUUCUGGUAUUUUUUGCUCUCAGGAACGUAUCGGCGUUCUAGCCUCCCUUGGCCUUGCGUAGCAAGAGAUGCUGUCCAGCUCUCAGUGGCCUGGACAGUAGUUGAGUUCAGCAGCCACAUCCUGACGUCUGUGAUCCCGUUUGUGGUCAUUCUGCUGCUCAAUGCUUUAACCAUCAGACACGUGUUAGUGGCGAGCAGAGGUCGGAAGAGACUCCGAAGUCGCGAUAGCGGAAAUUGUUCCAAAGACCCGGAAAUGGAGAACCGAAAGAAGUCGAUCAUUUUACUAUUGGUCGUGUCGGCGAAUUUCAUCGUGUUGUGGAUUACUUAUGUUGUGCACACUGUGUGGACGCGAUUUAUUUGUUUUGUUGCUACGAUCCCACCUUUCUCCUUUUGGGAUCUGGGCUACAUGCUGCAGCUACUGAGCUGCUGUACAAACACGGGUCUUUACUCCUUGACCCAGAGGAAGUUCAGGUAG